CGCAGAUUCAACAACACGUCGAGUUCAAGCGCCUGCAUUUAUAAUACGAGAAAAAGAAGAAGAAGAAGCAUAGUGCUUGUCAGGACCUGAAGACUGCACCAUUCUAAUUACAAGAGAGAUGUCGUCAACCACCAAAGCGGCCCGAAUAGGGGAAGAAAUCUGGAAGACAAAAAUCGACAAAGUGAAUGCCGAGUUAGUGACUCUGACAUAUGGAACAAUCGUCGCUCAAUUAUGCCAAGAUUAUGAUGGAGAUUAUCACGAGGUCAAUAAGCAAUUAGACAAGAUGGGAUAUAAUAUAGGCAUGCGUCUGAUUGAGGACUUUUUUGCCAAGUCGAACACCGGACGGUGCGCCAACUUCAGGGAGACUGCUGAUAUGAUCUCGAAGGUCGGGUUCAAGAUCUUCCUUAAUAUAACGCCCACUGUCACCAAUUGGACAAGCGACAAUAAACAAUUUUCCCUGGUCUUCGAUGAGAACCCCUUGGCAGACUUUGUCGAGCUGCCUGAUGAUGGGCGAGCGCAAGAUGAGUUAUGGUUCUCGAAUAUCCUCUGUGGCGUGCUACGAGGGGCUUUAGAAAUGGUCCAAAUGCAAGUUGAAGCACACUUUGUCAGCGACGUGCUGCGAGGCAACGACACAACUGAAAUCCGGGUGUCGCUUGUGCGAUAUAUCGAGGACGAAAUGCCACCGGAUGAUGAGUAGGGAUAUUAUCUCAUGCAGCAGGAGGCGUGAGGCGUCUGGCGUUGUAGAUAUCAGUGAUAUUCCAUAUCGUAU
Messenger RNA from Talaromyces proteolyticus, 769 nucleotides. RefSeq names its product putative TRAPP complex component Bet3. Gene Ontology annotation, biological process: intra-Golgi vesicle-mediated transport; endoplasmic reticulum to Golgi vesicle-mediated transport. The transcript has 5 exons. Gene Ontology annotation, cellular component: cis-Golgi network membrane; cytosol; TRAPP complex. Lineage: Eukaryota; Fungi; Ascomycota; Eurotiomycetes; Eurotiales; Trichocomaceae. Bases 119 to 697 code for a protein of 192 amino acids. The record is from RefSeq and is a predicted model, not a curated record.